UUGAUAACGGCAGAACGUUGAGUGGAUUCUAGUGUCCCGUUGCACCACCAGCUGAACUUUGUAUACGUUUGACUCCACUUGUCUUCUCUUUCUCUCCACUUGUCCUUCCCUCUCCCUCUCUGUAUUUGCGCCCCAAAUCCCAACCCUCUCCCUCCUGUAUAUAUACACUCAGUAUUUACAUCCCACAACUCACCACUACAGCUACAAAACAAGCUCCCCCCACCCCACCCCUGUCUUCUCUCUUCAUUCCUUCUCACCCCCCCUCUCUCUGUUCCUCCCCUGUUCUGAACCAUCUCUCGCCCAAAUCUCUCUCUCUCUCUCUCCCCCACUCUCUCUAAAUCUCUCCCAAAUCUCUCUCUCUCUCUCUCCCACUCUCUCUAAAUCUCUCCCAAAUCUCUCUCUCUCUCUUUCUCUCUCUCUCUCUCUCUCUCUCUCUCUCUCCCACUGAUAUAUAUUAAGAACGCAGGGGGUCAUUUCUCUUCACACAUGGCUGGUGAUAGUCAAGUUAAUAUCAGCGAAGCGAAGAGAGUUGUUCCAUUGCACACAUGGAUCCUGAUAUCAAAUUUCAAAGUAUCUUACAACAUGCUUCGCCGUCCUGAUGGCACAUUUAAUCGAGAUUUGGCUGAGUAUCUUGAACGCAAAGUCCCUCCCAACGCAGUUCCUGUCAAUGGGGUUUACUCAUUUGAUGUUGUGCAUCGUGCCACAAAUCUUUUGACCCGUGUUUAUCGAUCAGCCCCAAACAAUGAAGCUCCUCCCUAUGGCAUUGUUGAGCUUGAAAACCCCUUGAGCACUACUGAAAUUGUGCCUGUCAUCAUUUUUUAUCAUGGAGGGAGCUUUACUCAUUCCUCGGUCAAUAGUGCAAUUUAUGAUACAUUUUGUCGACGUCUUGUUGGCAUUUGUAAUGCUGUUGUGGUGUCUGUAGACUAUAGGCGAUCGCCUGAACAUCGAUACCCUUGUGCUUAUGAUGAUGGAUGGGAAGCUCUUAAAUGGGUACAUUCAAGAACUUGGCUUAAAAGUGGAAAAGAUUCUAAAGUUCAUGUCUUUUUAGCUGGUGAUAGCUCAGGUGGUAAUAUAGCUCACCAUGUUGCUGUAAGAGCUGCAGAAUCAGGAGUUGAAGUAUUGGGGAAUAUACUACUUCAUCCAUUUUUCGGAGGACAAGAACGAAAGGAAUCCGAGACAAGGUUGGAUGGGAAGUACUUUGUGACAAUUCAAGAUAGGGACUGGUACUGGAGAGCUUAUUUACCAGAAGGCGAGGACAGAGAUCACCCAGCUUGUAAUAUUUUCGGUCCAAGGUCUAAAUCCAUCAAAGGGUUGUCAAAUUUUCCGAAGAGCCUAGUCUGCGUUGCUGGUCUGGAUCUGAUUCAAGAUUGGCAAUUGGCUUACGUCGAAGGCCUUAAGAAAGAAGGGCAAGAGGUAGAGCUUCUCUACUUAAAGGAGGCAACGAUCGGUUUCUAUUUCCUGCCAAAUAAUGACCAUUUCUACAGCCUAAUGGAGAAGAUCAAAAACUUUGUAAAUCCUAACUGUUAGUAUGCUUACUUCUAGCCUUUACAUAACAUAAAGAUCAGUUGCUUAAGUUUACGGCUAUAAUUAUCGAAACCUAUUUCAGAUUAGUAUGUGGGAACAAGAUGUUCAUGUAUGUAAUGUAAAUUUCUAUGAUAUACUAUAAUUUUUACAGACU
This is a messenger RNA of Daucus carota subsp. sativus, 1678 nucleotides long. Its product is annotated as gibberellin receptor GID1B. The coding region runs from base 487 to 1527 and encodes 346 amino acids. Gene Ontology annotation, cellular component: nucleus; cytoplasm. Gene Ontology annotation, molecular function: hydrolase activity; gibberellin binding. The record is from RefSeq and is a predicted model, not a curated record. Gene Ontology annotation, biological process: floral organ morphogenesis; positive regulation of gibberellic acid mediated signaling pathway; raffinose family oligosaccharide biosynthetic process. Lineage: Eukaryota; Viridiplantae; Streptophyta; Magnoliopsida; Apiales; Apiaceae. The transcript is spliced from 2 exons.